Molecule: messenger RNA, 1539 nt
Organism: Ilex paraguariensis (yerba mate)
Lineage: Eukaryota; Viridiplantae; Streptophyta; Magnoliopsida; Aquifoliales; Aquifoliaceae
Source: the annotation of a GenBank genome assembly
AUGUCCAAGCAAAAUUUCAGGGUUUGUUUCUGCUUCAGGAGAAGAUUCAAGCUGAGGGCGGUUGAGCCUCCAGAUGAUGUUAGGAGACUUUUCGAGAGUUACUCAGAUAAUGGCACCAUGAGUGCCAAUUACUUGCGAAGUUUCUUGAUGGAAUUCCAAGAGGAAGAUAAUGCAACGGACGAGAGAGUCCAAGAGAUAUUCAACAGUCUCAAGCACCUCAAUAUCUUCCAACGUAAAGGCCUCCAUCUCGAAGCUUUCUUUCGAUAUCUCAUUGGAGAUCAUAAUUUGGCAAUCUCACCAUCUCUUGGGGUGCAUCACGACAUGAAUGCUCCGUUGGCUCAUUAUUACAUGUAUACAGGCCAUAACUCUUACUUGACUGGGAAUCAAAUAAGCAGUGACUGCAGUAUUGAUCCUAUCAUUAAGGCACUAAAGAAAGGUGUAAGAGUAAUUGAAUUGGAUUUGUGGGCAAACUCAACGAGAGACGAUGUGGAUGUUAAACAUGGAGGGACGCUGACUACUCCGGUCCAACUUAUCAAGUGUCUGCGGGCUAUUAAGGAGUACGCAUUUUAUGCUUCUGAAUAUCCUGUUGUAGUAACUUUUGAGGACCACCUUAAUUCAGAUCUUCAAGCUAAAGUGGCUCGGAUGGUAACUAGAACAUUUGGAGACAUGUUGUUCUACCCUGAGUCAGACCUAAAGGAGUUCCCUUCACCAGAAUUUUUGAAGAAAAAAAUUUUGAUCUCCACCAAACCACCAAAAGAAUUCCUUGAGUUUCAGAGUAUGGAGGUAAAAGGGAAUCCACAGAAGGUGAAGGCUUCAACAGAGGAAGAACCUUGGGAGAAUGAGAACCUAGCUGUUGGCAAUGAACUCAAAACUGAUGACACGGGGAAUGAUGAAUCAAGCGGGGAGGACGAAGAUGUGCAAGAUGCAGCUCCGGAAUAUAGGCGUUUAAUUGCUAUUCAUGCUGGGAAGUUAAAAACUGAAAUUAGAGGCUCGCUAAGCACUGAACCUAAUAAAGUUGGACGUCUCAGUUUGAGCGAGCAAGAGUUGGAAAAUGCUGCCAGAACAUAUGGACCCCAUAUCGUCCGGAGAAUAGGAUUGAUUAUUCCAAAAGAAAUUAUUGAAAGGUUGUUAGAGGAUGUUCUAUAUGGACAUAAGCAAUCUCAAUUUCGGAAGGAUAACAAUAGAGAAGCUAUGGUUGAGAAUGAAAAGAUGCAUCAGCUAUGUAACAGUAGAAAGAAUUCUCUGGAUGCUACUAUCCUUAAAGGGAAGUUCCAUAGUGAUGAGCAAAAGAGAUUAUUUGGAGCAGAUAACACCAAAAAAGGAUUCUACAGUCAUGAGGUUGAAGAUAAAGCAAAUAGGGUUGAUGGGGAAAUGGGCAAUACUAAACACUUUGAAGCCCAAGGGGUUAGGCCUAGUCAAGGUGGGCUGAGAUCUUCUUUCAUUCUAAAUCCAACAAGUGCAUUUGAUGGUCUUAAAAGGUCGGGUCCAGUUAUUAUUAAAGAGGCGGGAAAAGUGGGCUUUGGGUCUGAAAAGGCCUAA